This is a messenger RNA of Patella vulgata (common limpet), 3897 nucleotides long. Its product is annotated as amiloride-sensitive sodium channel subunit gamma-2. NCBI's taxonomy places the organism in Eukaryota, Metazoa, Mollusca, Gastropoda, Patellidae. Gene Ontology annotation, cellular component: membrane. The transcript is spliced from 14 exons. Gene Ontology annotation, biological process: sodium ion transmembrane transport. Bases 106 to 2403 code for a protein of 765 amino acids. The record is from RefSeq and is a predicted model, not a curated record. Gene Ontology annotation, molecular function: ligand-gated sodium channel activity.
UUCGCUAGACACAGAGCAGUGUAUCUGGGUAAUUUGAGUGGGUCUUGGAAUUCUAACGAUUCCAGAAUAUCAUACCAGAAAACCAAGCAGUGGGUUGAUAGUAACAUGUCGUCCUUUGAUUCCUCCGAUACACCGACACCGCAAAACAAAUCCGGAAAAUCCCUGAAAAAAAUAGUGAAAUCUUUUGCUGAAAGGACGUCCAUGCAGGGUGUUCCAAAUAUCAAUAACUCUAAACACUGGUUCCAGAAGUUAAUCUGGUCUGUUCUGUUGGUGGGGUCCAUGGUGGCAAUGACCUUUCAUCUUAAAUUUUUGUUUGACACGUAUUAUGCUUGGCCAAAACAUUCAACGGUGUCUUUAGGAUUUAAUAGCCUCGAGUUUCCAGCAGUCACCAUAUGCAACGUGAAUCCAAUCAGACAGUCGAAGAUACAUUUGGGUUCUGCAGCCUUGCGAAACAUCGUCUCUGUAACCAGCCCAGAAAAUAUUGUGAAAAAGAUGAACGAACGUAAGCACCUACGCACUUCAAGAAACGCUAAACCAAAACGGAAGAAAGAAUCGGAAAGUGAAGAAACAGAAGAUGGGAAUAUAAGGAAAGGAAGCACCGAAGCAGCUACAAGUUUACUUACCGAGGGAUUUUCAACAAUGGUUACCGAGGAAACUACCAGACACAAAUCUACAACUGAAUAUUUGUCAACAAUGGCUAUUGAGGAAACUACCAGUCAAAAAUCCACAACUGAAUAUUUGCCAACCGCGACGUCCGCGGGUGUGGGGGACGAAAGGGGCAGUGCAGAUAAGGGUAGCACAGAGCUUGUUAAUGAAGAGGGGGGUGAAGAAAUAGGCUUAGUUAACACAGUCAAUCUUAAACCAAAACAACCAGAGAACAAAGACAUUAUACUUUUACCACACACUACAACAACGGAGAAACCCACAAUUACAGUAGAACCCAUUAUACCAACUGAGAAACCAACUACAACAACUAAAAAAACAACUAAAACAACUAGAAAACCUACUGAAAAACUGACUAUGACAACUGAGACACCAACUACGACAACUGAGAACCAGCCCAAUACAACUCAAAUCGACAAUUCAAAUUCGCAAAACAGUGCCGAAGAGCUAUCGUCCAAGGGGGCAAAAACGAAACUAGCCGCCAAGAACAUCCAAUUUCAGAUGGUUGAAUCUAAGAAUGGUAUUAAACUUCUAAAUGAUAUUGAACUAGAUUUCCAAAAUGUUCGAAAGCAAGUAAAGGCUGAAAUGGAAAGUGAAGGGGACGCAGAAGCAACAUCAUUAGCUUUACCUCAGCAAUCUAUGAUGUCACAAAUAAUAGAAGAGUUUCAAUAUUUGUUCAGUCAGGAACAAAGAUCUGUACGAGUUGCAAUGGGUCAUCAGCUAGAUGAUAUGUUAGUGGAUUGUAGUUUUGGUGGACGAAUCUGUCAUCCACAGAAUUUUAGUUUACGUGCAACAACUGGUCUUGGUAAUUGUUUUACUCUACAACAUAAAGGUCUGGUUGCUCAAACAAGUGGCUUACAGGAAGGAAUGCAACUGGUAAUAUAUCUAGAAAAUGGGGAAUAUUUACGAGGUUUAACAAGUGGGAAUGGCGGUCAAAUUGUUAUACACGAUAGGGAUUCCUGUCCUUUUCCACAAAAUGAUGGUAUAGCUAUAGCUUCUGGUACUGAAUCAAAUAUUGGUUUAAGAUUGGUAAAUAUAGAGAGAUUGGGGUUACCACAUGGUACAUGUGAAGAAGGCGAUUUAUUUAAGGAACAAUAUGGAUUUAAAUAUACUAGACAGGCAUGUCAGGUAUUCUGUCUACAAACGUUAAUUAGUUCUAUAUGUAAAUGCUAUGAUGAAGAUGAAGAAGAGUUAAACAUCAUCGCUCAUAUACAAGAACACUAUGAUCCGUGUAGAAAUAUUAGCGAAAUUAGAUGUAUGCUCAACAUACAAAGAGAUUAUGAAAAGGGUGAGCAAAAAUGUGAAUGUGAUAAUCCUUGCAUAGAAACCAGAUAUCAACAUACUAUUUCUGCCAGACAAUGGCCAUCUGAUGAGUACACGAACAUCCUACUUACUGCUUUAUGUGAGAAGAAAAGUCCCGAAGAAUGCCAAAGAUUAAGGAAUAUGGAGCCCAGGGAAUUAGCGAAUAAUUUUUUGAAAAUUAAUAUUUACUAUGAAGAUCUGAAUUAUGAAAAUAUAACAGAAGAAGAAGAUUAUGAGACCUCCCAGUUUAUAUCGGAUGUUGGUGGUACUAUUGGUUUGUGGGUUGGCUUGUCCAUGUUGAGUAUGUUUGAAGUGGUUGAAUUCGUCGUACAGAUACUCCAAUUCUUUACAUUUUCUCUGUGGUUCCGGAAAAAGCCCAAAACAACGAAAGAAAAUACACAGCUUUCAACGCAUCAUAAAACAUGGGAUGGAUUGUGAAAGUUUAUACCACGUCCUUUACCAUUACCUAGAAGAUGUAGUCUUGCAUUAGUCUUUAUACUUUUGUGAUCAAUUAGGAAUGUUUUUAUUACAUGAUUAUUAUUGCAUACGGUGACAAUGUGUUAGUUAUCACAUUUGUAUUGAGCAUUUUGUUAAAUUUUCGAACCCAAGUCAUUGCAUCUUAUCCCAUGAUGAUGGAAUAUUGUUGAUUUUGUGUCUUCUACUGUGAGAUAUUAUAGCACCUGCGACAAUUUUUACUUGUAUAUAAAAAAGAUGAAUUUCUUUAAAACAUCUAGUCGACGCCAUAGAAAAGAGCAUUUUUAGACGUAUACUAAUGAUAAAUAUUUUUUAAUAAACGAUUCAAGUGAAUACAUAUACAUUUCAUGAAUUUUAGAUAAUUAAAGGAGGGAUAUAUCUAUCUAUCUAUAUGUAUGGAAUCCUGUAUUUAUGUUGUUUCUGUGAAGUAUUAUAGUGGUUCGUUAUCCCAAGGUUCGAAUUUUGGCACAUAUCUAACCUAACUUCCUGGAUUAUUGCCCCUGAUUGUACGGAAAUCGCCUAAAUCUUUUUUUUUUUUACAAAUGCUUCACUCUUUCAUUUUGUUUUCAAAUUCGAUGUGUAGCAUUGGGACAAUGAAUCCUAUCGAUUUUUCCUACUUUCCUAUAUCUCUUGGCGUGUCUUGUUGCAUCCCAAGCCAUGUUUUAGAAAUGGAAAUAUUGUUAGAAUUCUUUUAUAGCAUUAUAUAAAUAUAUUUAUUGUUUGUAUUUCAAUAAACUUAUGUACUAAACCCCAUUGUAUUAAACAGAGGUUUUUACAAAUUAGAAAUGCGUUUUCUCUGGGUAGUUUUAUGAUAAUAACUUGAUUACCAUUAACCGCGACUUUGUAGGUUGAACGUCAACAUAUGCUGUCAAAAAACAAAUUAUGUGCCAUAAAUCAGUAUUAAGAAGAGUUUAAUUAACAUCAAUACAUGUCGAUCGAUUUCCACUUAUUUUCAGACAUUCAGGCAAAGUUUGACACUCGGUAGAAUUAAUUGAGACCUCGGUUAAAUGGAGCUCUGACUUCAGUGUAAGGGCCCCUCUGUCUGUGUCCAGUCGAAAGGCACACGAAUAUUUUAAUUCAGCAUUUACAAUUGAAAUAAGUUUUCACUCAACCUCUCGAGGCCCUCCAGCUGGCGAAGGUCAUUUUUCUUUUGUCAACUGUGUUUCCAGGGAGUGGGUGGUUAACGAUUUUAGAACCACUUUCCAAUUACAAUACUCUUUUUGUUCGUUAAUCGUGAAGAGUUCAGUAAGACCUCGACAAAGAAACUCAAUGGUUUGAAAAAGCUUCCCAUAUUCUUAUUAAUCCUGUGUUUCACCUCUAUUAACACUUUUGCCACGGCAAGAUGUAAGUCUGAUGCUUUACGUACAAUCGAUAUUCCGAACUUGUUUUUCGGGACUAACAUGUAUAUUAACUCGCUUGGGAAAUCGAACCGAUUGGUGAGGGGUGAGGCCACAUCCA